GAAUAACGAAUGUCGCCAGUAUUAUAAUAUUACAAAAAAGAAAGUCCCGGAAAAUGUAGAUUAUUGUAUACAUAAUUUAACCAUCUCUAUAUUUGAGUUAUCCUUUAUAACCGAUAGAUGGCAGAAACGUGUUCAGUGUUGCUAAUCACAUGAAGCGAUAUUAAUUGGCGGGAAUUUACUUUGAACAUAACCCUGUAUAACUACAACUUUUUAACAAACCUUUCUUCAUUUCCAACGUAUAAUAGUAUCUGUAGGCGAGUUAUUAUGGCAGAAAUUAGCGAAGAAAAUCUAACAGUAUUAUUGCCUUUAUAUUAUAGAAGAUUGUUUCCACAUAUACCUUUUUACAGAUGGUUGAGCUAUGGAAGUCAGUUGAAGUUCGCAAAACGAGAAAUCUCCUUUACACUUGUGGGAGAUAUCUACAUCCGUUUCCAGUCAUUUGACAACCAGGAAUCUUUUGCAUCUGAGUUACAGAAGCGAUACCCAAUAAAAAUUGACAUUGGCGCUAUAUACUCAAUAAAGCCCAAAGACCGUAGUCCUCUAGUACCAAUGAUACCAUCUGAACGAGAGAUAGUCUUUGAUAUUGACAUGACAGAUUAUGAUGAGGUGCGAACAUGUUGCACAGGAGUGGAUAUAUGCCAAAAAUGUUGGAAAUUCAUGGCAAUUGCAUGUAAAAUUCUGGAUGUAGCUCUGAGGGAGGAUUUUGGAUUUGAACACCUGCUAUGGGUAUUCUCUGGCAGAAGAGGAAUUCAUUGUUGGGUAUCUGAUGAGACAGCGAGAAAAAGUGAUGAAGCUGUUAGAAGUGCUAUUGCAGAUUACUUAAUGGUAGUCAAAGGAGGAGUAAAUGUUUCAAAGAAAGUUCAGUUGCCUGGAGAAAAGAUUCACCAUUCUAUAAUGAGAGCAGUUCAAAUUAUUGAUAUAUACUUCCUGGAUGACAUAGUCAAAGACCAAGACAUUCUUGGAACAGAGGACAGAUUGAACAAUUUUCUGGCAAUAAUUGAUGAUAGUUUGAAACCAAUAUUUAAGAGCCCAAUGAGGAAAGCAGAGGGAUCACUUGAGAGAUGGAAGAUUUUCAAUGAUACUUUCAUAGAUUUGCUGCACAAGAAUCAGAUACCCAAGAAUCUGAAAAACUUGAGGGAAGAAAUAAAGCUGUACUAUGCAUACCCCAGAUUGGACAUAAAUGUAACCAAAGGUCUUAACCAUUUGCUAAAAGCUCCUUUCUGUGUGCAUCCAAAAACUGGGAAGAUCUGUGUACCAUUCAAUCCAAAACUGGUGGAUAAUUUUGAUCCCUGCAAUGUACCUACUUUAAAUUUGCUUGUUGAUGAAAUUAACGCAUAUGACAAGAAAACAAAGGAACAAGAGGAUGCUCUGAUGGAAACAGAUCAAACCACCACCCAGAAGGCAAAAAUUAAGGAUUAUAAAAAAACCAGUCUGCUGAAGGCUGUUACAUUGUUUGAAGAAUUUCUUAGACCACUGGAAAAAGCUGAGAGGCUAAAAAGAUCUGAAAAUGAUAAAUCGAUGGACUUCUAGGAAUAGCUGUUAGGGCAUUAAAUUAUAUCUUUAUUAAUCUAAUAAAUAUUUUUUUAUUAAAAACAUUAAGUAUUC
Molecule: messenger RNA, 1602 nt
Organism: Acanthoscelides obtectus
Lineage: Eukaryota; Metazoa; Arthropoda; Insecta; Coleoptera; Chrysomelidae
Source: the annotation of a GenBank genome assembly